UUUCGCAAGUUUGUCACUUCUGCUUUGAGUUGUUUCAUUGUUCAGUUAUUGCGCCAUAUCUUUGAAAAACAGUUUGGAUCUAUAUAAAUCAGUAUAUCGUCUUCAGAAAUGAUCAAUUGUCAAUUUUAUCUACUUAUUCUCGUUGAUAAAUUUGUGCAAAAUGGUUUCUAUUGAAGAAGAAUUGAAUAAUAUUGAACAAGAUUGGGAAGUGAGAUAUCUUGAAGAAACUUCUCAAGAUCUUCGCUACGUAGUUGAGUUGCUCAAUAAAGAAGUCAGUUUAAAGGUUUACAUUCCAGAUAAUUAUCCUGACACUGUACUACGUAUUGAAUUUGGUGAAAAAGAAAUGAAGGGACUUGAUGUAAAUAUGCAACAAAACAUUCUGAAAUCAUUAGAUCAGAGAAUGAUGAAUAAAAUAGGAGAACCAAUGUUAAAAUUUAUAGUAGACGAAAUUUGGUAUCAAGUUAAAGUUUUGUCCGCACAUCGUCAACAGAAAAACUUGACCCAACAGAUGACAGAGAAUAUGAAACCUCAAAAGAAAAAAAAACUUAAUCGAAAACGUGCCAAAAUGGCGGCACGAUUUGGACUAGUUGGUGGAAUGCAACACAGACCAACUUUGGCAAAUGUUGUUCAACAAUCUGUUGUUCCUGUCUCAACAAAGGAAAACAUUACUAAGGUAGUGAAAGAGCCUGUUGUUAGCAACGAUGUAAAAAGUUCUUCAAAGAAAAAUCACGGUGAAGCACCCGAUCUUUUUGUUAACAAUGAUGUGAAAAAUUCUUCAAAGAAAAAUCAUGGUAAAGCACCACCAAUGAAAACUGCUAGAGAUGUUAUUAAUCGUCUCAAAUGGGAUGAACAAUUGAAGAAUGAAGAGUUUAUAGUUGGCUAUGAAGAUCGUUUCAGAGGAAUACUUGAGGUCCCUGUAUUUGACUUGAAUUGGCAAGAUGAUAUUUCAGCUACUGGUCCUGCUGUUCAACUAACAAUACCUGAACACAGAGUUCAAUAUUUUAAAUGGAAUUCAGAAGUUAUUUGGAAAAAAGAAAACAGGACUGAUUUUGUAUUUGGAUCAACUGGAAGCAAUAUUGGAAUUGUUGAUUUUAUGGAAAGAUCCAAGCAAAGGUUAAAAAUUGCAAGCAACACUUCAGAAGUCGAAGAUUCCGAUGCGAAGAAUAUAUGUGAUGACACAAUUGAUUGUGAUGCAGAUAAUGUUCAAAACUCAACGCCGGAUGAAGUCGAAAUCGCUGCAAAAAAAAUUGUGGAGGAUUUGCUUUCUGGAAUUGAAAAGCUCAACAUUUAUUCCUCAGAUUCAGCUGAUGAUCCUAAGAAAAGGAGUGAGCAAAAUGUUGAAAUCGAAUUGCCUGUUGAAUCCACAGAUACUGGAACUGAUCCUGGAGUAAGAGAAGUUCCAAAUGGUAAUUAUCAUAACAAGCAUUCGUCUAGAGCAAACUCUUCUUUUUCUUAUCGAAAUGAAAGAUCAUCAAGAGAACAUCAUGAACAUGGACCUCGGAGAUCUCGAGACCGUAGUCCUGAUUCAGAAAGACGACGAAAUGAACGAGAUAGAAGUGAAAACAGGAACAAGAGAGAAGGGUCUUCCCGAGCCAAUGAACCCUUCAGGUGCAGUAUAUUCACUUCCAGACUUCAAAAGCGUGAAUCAAAUUGUGUGUGGGCGAUUCAGAAACAAAUGCAUCAACAUAUUCUCGUUCCCCAACAUUUAAAUGUUAAUCUUGCGACUUGCUACUUAACUGGAAUGGAAUUAAAAAGGCUGAAAGAGGUUCUGAGAGAUUUCUCCAAAAAAAUGCGAUCUUUAAAGCUGGAGUUUACUGACGCAACUCAAAUAGAUAAUGACAUUGUUUGCCAAAUCAAACGAACUGAUUCAUUAGAUGAAUUUUUUGAAAUAUUAAAAGAACAAAUGCAACCUUGUCAAUUGAACAUCUUUCCUCAUGUCAAAAUAGCAAAGAUACAGGAAUCAUUUCAUGAAGACAUCAGUCUAUUGAAGUGCAGUCCCUUCACGCAUACUUUGAAAUUUGUAAAUAUUGGGAAAGAUUUUCCGUUAAAUUACCAUCAAAUUUCAAGAAAUUUUCAACAAGAAUCUAUGCAUGGAUAUUCGUCCCACAAACGAAAAAUGGGGAAUGAAUUUGAACAAUAUCAAUAUGAACAUCCUGCACAAAAACAAAGACUUGCAAAUCAUUGGGAAAAAGAUAAACGUUGGGAAAGAAGCAUCAGUAUGAAGUUGACUACGAUUCUUCGUCACAAUGGCUUGGGUUUUAAAAUUGAUGAAGACGGAUUUCUUGAAGUCAAUCGUAUUUUAAGUCACCAAUUUUUCAAAAACAAUCAAGUAUUGGAAAAUGAUAUUAUAAAAAUUGUGAAUGAAAAUGAUAAACAAAGAUUUAAGCUGGAAGGAGAAAAGGGACAUUUGAAAAUUCGGGCAACUCAAGGCCAUACUGUGGAAUUUUCCAAAGAAGAAGAUCAUUUGAAAGAAAUAACAGAUUCAUCAAAAUUUCCUGUUGUUGUUCAUGGAACUUCUUUAGAACUUUGGCCUGUUAUAAAAGAUACAGGAUUGAAAAGAAUGAAGAGAAACCAUAUUCAUAUGACAACUGCUGAACCACAUACUAGUGAACAGGUUAUAAGUGGAAUGAGGAAUUCAAGCAAUUGUUUCAUCUAUAUAGACAUAGGGAGAGCAAUGGAAGAUGGUGUAAAAUUUUAUUGUUCUGAUAAUGGAGUUAUAUUAAGCAAAGGCACAGAUGGUGUUUUGCUUCCAAUUUAUUUCAAGGAAGUUUAUGGAAUUCUUUACGGAAAAAGAGAAAUACUUUAUCCUCUCACUGAAUCAAUUGCCGGCCCAGAGUUGAAAAAAGACAGAAGUGUUGAGUCUAAAUCCACUUCAAGACAUAGGAAUUCGAGAUAUAAAGAAUAAAGCAUGGUUCUUGAUGAUGAAGUUGUGUUAAUUUGUAUAACAGGAAAAUAUAUGAAUGCUUUGUUGACUUUUUAUCCUGCCUUUUCUUCAUUUACAUCUGGGUUAACUUUUACCUAAAUUUUUAUAGCAAUGGUGUGUUUUUGAAAUGAUUCUUUGAUUUUUCCACUAUCUGAAUUCGAAAUCAUGGUGUACAAUCAAAUUUUAGAUUUAUUUUAUUAGGUUACGAUUUUGUCCGAUUUAUUAUCGUAUUUUAAAUUGAAUACAUUUUUCCAUGUCCUAUUAAUCAAUGAAUGGAUACACUGUAGACAUAGUUUUAGAAUUUAGAUGAUAUUUCUUUCUCUUAAUUAUAGCAUGUUCCAUAUUCAGA
This is a messenger RNA of Styela clava, 3272 nucleotides long. RefSeq lists its product as uncharacterized. Lineage: Eukaryota; Metazoa; Chordata; Ascidiacea; Stolidobranchia; Styelidae. Gene Ontology annotation, biological process: tRNA splicing, via endonucleolytic cleavage and ligation. The record is from RefSeq and is a predicted model, not a curated record. Gene Ontology annotation, molecular function: tRNA 2'-phosphotransferase activity; protein binding.